CUUGGAACAACCUGUUGGGAAUCGGACGACGGCAGGCAGGAUCGACAGAUGGGAGGAGUCGCCGGGUCGCUCUUCAUGCUGUGGGUGCGCAGUGGCUUCUCGUCAGCCACGGUCGCAUCUGCGUUGACAUUCUUCCCACCAUCGCCGACGUAUGGCCUCGUAAAGCAGGCGGACGGGGCCACUGCGGUCGAUCAUUAUAUCGACGCCAAUGUCCCAUUUUCGUCGACGGCCUCUUUGGCCGUGGUUCGCACCAAACGCGGACAGGAAAUCCCUUGCUUUGUCUUUCGCCAUCCCGAAGCCACAUUUACGAUGAUUUACAGUCAUGGUAACGCCACGGAUUGUGGAGGCAUGUUCCUGCGAUACCUUUCUCUAUCUCGAGAGUUGAAGGUGAACGUUGUUGGCUACGACUACACUGGGUAUGGUGGCGCGUCAGGAUCGCCAUCUGAAGCCGACACGUACGCCGACAUUACAGCAAUAUACGACCAUGUUGUUGCUCAUAUCUGCACGUCGUCGGACCCAGCCAAAGAGAUUAUCCUGUACGGCCAGAGCGGUAUGCUUCCAUGCAAUAUUCCACAUCAAUGUACGGCCAUGAUGAGUUCGUUCGGCAGUGGGCAGCGGCCCCAGCAUCUACUUGGCAACAGAGCGUCCUGUUCGAGGACUGAUUGUCCACAGCGGGCUUCUCAGUGGGAUGCGCGUGCUCACUUCCAAUCGGUGCCUGGCUUGCUUAGACAUCUACCCCAACGUUGACCGCAUUCAAAACGUGACGUGCCGAACUCUCAUCAUCCACGGCGUCGACGACAUGGAGAUUCCGAUCGCGCAUGGCCACGGCCUCCAUCAAGCGCUGCCCGUGGCGUCGCAGGCAGAACCGUACUGGGUUCCCGAUCGUGGCCACAAUGACAUCGGGGAGACGGCGACAUGUCGACCUGGUUACGUCCAGCACCUGGCCGCGUUCCUCAAGACUCUUUAAUGCAACACACACGCCAUUAAGUUAGUUAUUCUGAAAACCGUUCCGUGAACGGGUUGGGAAAUUCGACGCUGCACGUCGACUCCAAGCUGUGCCGAUUGAGCAAUGGAUUUCGCGAGGGCUUGAACUGUCCCGCGUCGUCGUCUUCGUCUUCGUCGUCCACGGGGCGAUGGCGAAGGGCGAGCUCGAGUUCCGCGAGCCUUGUCAUCGUUUGAGUCAACAGCAGCAUCGCUUGGUUGUGCUGCCGCUCUUGCUCGAGCACUCGCGCCUCCAGGAGUCCAUUGCGCAGCUCCAGCGCUUUCACGACCUGCACUAAGUGCCGGUCGUCCACCUCCACACUGCAGAUGCUCGUGUCUGUGCUGGACAGCGUCGGCCGUUCGCCAAAUGAUCGAGGACUGGAUGCCGAUGGUGGAGGUGGAACGACUACACUUUUUGGUCGAGAUGGCGUGGCAUCUUCGACUUGGUUGUUUGCACUGUGCUGGCAUGGCGUGGAUGACGGGUCCGAGGCCAGCUUCGGUCGUCGAAGAGAUACUGCUGGCGGGGUGGGGGUGGUGGCUUUUCCUGGGGCUGCACAUGAGUGAUUUGUGGAUGGAUGUCGGGACUGGAUCAUGCAUUCAGCGCACACACGCUGCUUUUUGUCUGUCUGAGCCGCGACGCGGAGUUUGCCGGCGACGUGGGCCUUGCACAACGGCACGUGGCACAUGGCACACAUGUACCGCUUUCGAAACAUGGUGAACGGCUUGUCGCAAACCCCGCACGCCGUUGCAUCGUCUCCAAGAUGCCGAGACGUCGUAGAUGUCGAUGUCGUUUCCUCGCCGUCGUCAUCCUCAUUGUCGUCAUCGACCUCUUGAAUUCGCAUAGGAUCCUCCUGGUCCGCGCUGUCGCCAAACGACGGCUCAAAAUGCAUCGUGAAGAGCAUGCUGUCGCGAAGGCUCUCGCGCAUAACUUGGGACUGGCGAUACAAGUCGCGCAUGGUUGCCUCGUACGCUGGGUCUGACUCUUCGUUCUCAUUUUCGUCCUCGCAUGCCUCGGGGUGGGCAAAUCUGUACUUUUCGUCGGCCUUCUGCAGUAUGCGGAUGCAAUCACGGUCGAGACCACUCAUCGUUGCCAUCGCAAGUGCGCGUAAGCCGUCUGGCAUCUUGACCCAAAUGCUAUCUGGACACAUGGAGCACAGCAUGGACAGAACCUCCGAUCGAGCGUUCGCUCGUAUCGCGACGUGAAGAGGAAGGAGCUGGGAGUCGUUACGGGUCAUGCCACCCUCGGGGAAUGCGAGCAGGAGCGCCCGAAUUGCAUCCAACGGGAUAUUAUGUUCCGUGCAUGCCCAAUGCAACGGAAGCAUGCCAUACGGGUCGCGCUGUUCAGCAAGUUCUGGAGAUCGCGGGAGUCGCUUGAUGAGUUCACUCCAUUGGCCUUCCUCUGCUAAGCGAAUGCCGUCCUUGGUCGACCUCGCGGAGCGCAUCACUUGUCAACAACUUUCCAGCAGAAGUGGCACCGGCG
Aphanomyces invadans is the source of this 2461-nucleotide messenger RNA. RefSeq lists its product as hypothetical. The record is from RefSeq and is a predicted model, not a curated record. The transcript is spliced from 4 exons. The coding region runs from base 49 to 747 and encodes 232 amino acids. Lineage: Eukaryota; Oomycota; Saprolegniomycetes; Saprolegniales; Verrucalvaceae.